GCGCUGGGCGGGGCGGUGCGCGUGGCUGCCCGGCGGCGUUCGGAGCUCCUCUGCCGCGCCCGCCUCGCCGCCAUGCACAGAAAACAUCUCCAGGAAAUCCCAUCCUCCAGCAGCAAUGUUUCAACCAGUUUCACCUGGGACUGGGACUCUAGCAAGACCUCGGAGUUUCUCUCUGGCAUGGGAGUGUCUGUCCUUAAGAAGGACAAGCUGGGCAAUGAAAACACACCACAGGACCUGCUAGUGUCAUCGUCCUGUCCUCCUCAGAAACGACAGAAGGUGAAGGAGAAGGAGAAAGAUUUUGUCAUUGUGCGCCGGCCUCGGCUGCUCCGAGAGGCAGAGUCAGGUAUUUCUUGGGACGUGCUUCCAGAUGAAUUGCUUUUGGCAAUCUUUGCAUACUUGCCUCUAAGUGACUUGCUGAAAGUUUCCCUGAUUUGCAAGAGAUGGCAUCGUCUUUCGUUUGAUGAAUCUCUCUGGCAGACUCUUGAUCUGACUGGUAGAAAUUUGCUACCAGGAGUGAUUGGACAGUUGCUGCCUGCUGGUGUUACUGUUUUCCGCUGCCCACGGUCUUGCAUUGGGAACCCCUUGUUCAAAACAACCAAACCUCUCAGAAUUCAACAUAUGGAUUUGUCAAACUGCACAGUGUCUGUUGAAGAUCUUCAGAGUAUUCUUUGUCGGUGUGAAAGGCUGCAGAACCUCAGCUUGGAAGGACUAGUGCUUUCCGACGACAUCAUCAAGAGCAUUGCUAAGAAUACCAGUUUGGUGCGACUAAAUCUCUGUGGGUGCUCAGGGUUUUCUGCAGAGGCCUUGGAGUUGAUGCUGAGCAGCUGUUCUAUGUUGGAGGAGCUGAACUUGUCCUGGUGUGACUUCACAGCCACUCAUGUCAAAGCAGUGGUCAAUCACAUUACUUCAAAAGUAACCCAGUUAAAUUUAAGUGGAUACAGACAGAAUCUACAAAUAGCAGAUGUUAAAACACUGGUGGAAAGAUGUCCUUUACUUGUCCAUUUAGAUCUAAGUGACAGUGUGAUGUUGAAACCUGAGUGCUUUCAGUAUUUUCAUCAACUCAUCUUUCUGCAACAUCUGUGUCUUAGCCGAUGUUAUCAGAUAUCACCUGCUGCCUUAGUAGAACUUGGUGAAAUUCCAACAUUAAAGACUCUCCAAGUAUUUGGAAUAGUGACUGAUAGCUCCCUACAGCUCCUCAGGGAAACUCUUCCUGACAUGAAGAUCAAUUGUUCACACUUCACUAGUAUUGCCAGGCCAACUGUUGGCAGUAAAAAGAACCAUGAGAUUUGGGGCAUCAAAUGCAGACUGACGCUGAGAAAUCCUAGUGGCUUAUAAUUGUGUACAAUGGACUGGAUGCGAUGGACACUGUGCAUAGUGAAGCUCCUUAAGAAGCAGAGUGCUGGAGCACUUCUAAUUUGUAGCACUGUUAGUGUGAAAAGCAUUUUAAGUUGCUUUUAUACCUUAAUGUAGUUUCAUAAAUAUUUUUACAGUAUUUUUAUACUUUUUUAGGCUUCAGAAAACAAAAUCUGAUCUGUGAGCAACUGUAGAAUUUUUAAGAACUUUUUUUUACAUGGGAACUUUACAAUGAUUGAUUCAUGUUUAAUUAUGUCAGCCUCUAGCAACUGUUGCAGGUUGUAAUGCAGCUUUUGUUGCUCUGGGGUGUUCUGAAGGUGCUUUUGCUUAACUCUUCCAGUGAAGUUCCUUCUAAUAUACAACCAAAAUCCCCCCUGGUGCCAAUGGAGUCCAUUUUCUCUCAUCCCGUCACUUUUUACUGGGGAGAAGAGACCAGCACCCACUUUGCCACAACCUACUUUCAGGUAGAGUGAAGUUUUUCUUUAGCAGGCCACACAGGUAACAUCUGUUUUUAAUAUUCUUAGUUGCCAGCAACAUAGAUUCUAAAAAGCCCACUCAGAAUAAGAAUCUGUAAAAUUAGGUGCUAGUUAUGGUUUUUUUUUCAUGUUGAGCUAGCUCUUCUGAUUAAAUAUUACAGACCCUUAAUGGAGCUUCUGUGAGCUUGAUCUCAGAUGAAACUUCUUUUAAGGAGUAAGAUCUUCAGUGGCAACUGAUAAAUUGGCAGAAAUCUUGCAGCAGGAGGGCUCAAAUGGUUCUUUAUCUCCAGCUACAACCAAGAUCUGGGACUGCAGCAUGAAGUGCUGAAAGGAAGAGAUGCUUUGGUGCUAUUAAGAGACAUCGUUUUCUCUUACAAUACCUUAUGGCUGUAAUAUUUCACUUCUUAUAUCUGUAACUACUGUCUAGUGUUGGGAUGCUUUUUAAGUCAUCUGAAAAUUUAAGUAACUUGAAGAAAAAUCCCAGACUUAACCCAAAACUUUGAUUUGGGUGUGUAAUUAGGGUCCUCUAGCCGAGGGACCUCCAAGAGGUUCCAGCACGUGCUAGUUGAGAAGGCCUAGAGCAAAACUUGGAUCAUGUGUAGACCAUGGAUGUGCUGCUGCUCUUCCCAUACAUGCAGCAGGCAAGCAGGUUUUUAAUUCAUUGUUUAUUCAUGGAUAUUUAAGGUUAGCCUACAGCAGUAAUGUAGAGCUGUGGUGUAAGCAUAGUGUUUCCCAUCUCAAUGUGAAAAAGAGUUUGGGAGUAAUACUCUGUAGACCAGAACAGAUUAAUUACUGUGGAAAGAUUGUUAUGAGUACUAGAAUUUCAUAUUUAAUUCCUAUAUAGCAUAGCAAAUACAGCAUUAUGUUGUUAAUAUGUUUUAAGUUGUUUUGAUUUUUACUAAACAGUGUAAGCAACACUCGAGUCACUCAUGGGCUUGUGCCCCUUACAGACAAGUUAAUGGGUGAUACAGCUUUUGAAAGCUGGAAUGGAGGAGUGACUGGGGGUUGGGGGAUACUGCAUAUUCUACUGCUUCACAGCUUUCAGCUUUAGGCCUGUACUUUAAAUUAGUUUAAGCAAAAUGGUAAAUCUUUGCAGCACAGUGCUAUUGUUAAUUCUUUUUUUUUAUGCACAAUGUAACCCCACAGAACUUCUCUUGCAUUUAAUAAAGGUUUAAGGAAUCAA
Molecule: messenger RNA, 3012 nt
Organism: Pogoniulus pusillus (Red-fronted tinkerbird)
Lineage: Eukaryota; Metazoa; Chordata; Aves; Piciformes; Lybiidae
Gene: SKP2
Product: S-phase kinase associated protein 2
Exons: 10
Coding region: 73-1335 (420 amino acids)
Biological process (GO): G2/M transition of mitotic cell cycle; SCF-dependent proteasomal ubiquitin-dependent protein catabolic process; regulation of cell cycle
Cellular component (GO): SCF ubiquitin ligase complex; cytosol; nucleus
Molecular function (GO): protein binding
Source: RefSeq, a predicted model, not a curated record